Musca domestica (house fly) is the source of this 475-nucleotide messenger RNA. RefSeq lists its product as uncharacterized. The record is from RefSeq and is a predicted model, not a curated record. NCBI's taxonomy places the organism in Eukaryota, Metazoa, Arthropoda, Insecta, Diptera, Muscidae. The transcript is spliced from 4 exons. The coding region runs from base 112 to 381 and encodes 89 amino acids.
CAUACCCAGAGACAGAGAUGAUUUUUUGUCUGCUAACUGUCACUGCACGGGUCGAACUGUCAGAUAGAGUUUAAUUCUUCAUCCACACCAGCGCUGAAAAAUUGAAGAAAAAUGUUGGCUAAACACAUUGUCAAACAAGGUCUCCUUUUGAGAAAUGCUGGUGCCUUGUCCCGUGCAUCCUACCACGGUAGUGGCGUAAAGGUUACAAUGAAUGACUUGCCUGUCCCCCAAGGUGACUGGAAAGAAAACCACACCCGCCAAAAUUCCAAGUACAAUGCUGUCUUGGCUGCUGGCAUUGCUGCUUUAGUUGGCACUAUUGCUUUGGUUAAAUCUACUGGCAUCAUUGACUUGAACUACAGCCCACCAGAAUCUACCGAUUAAAUAAAUGUAUUGUAAUUAUGUGUGUUUAGUAACAUUCUUAAUAAAAUAACUGUGGAAACACGUUAUCCAAAAAUAAAGUGAUAAAACAAACUUA